ACUUGAGAAUAUAAGCUGCUCUGACAAGACUUGUUCUACCCUCGGGAUUUGAAGGAGGAGUAACAGCAUAAGAAGGCGGGUUUAUGGGACCAAAUACCAGAUUGAAUCUGCAACAUAAAAUAUUUAUCAGAAAAUGUUAUGUUAGAGCACUUGAGCAGCAGAUACAUAUUUUGGGGACUGGUCAGACGCCAUGUGGCACGGAUCAUGAAACGUCCACGAUUCUUUGAACAACAGCACCAAAAUGUCAUGAUGGACCGAACUGUACCGGUAUAAAAACAAGUACACGGUAUUAAAUUUUUUUUUAGAGUAACCCUCCCCUGCUCCAUCGUUCUCCCCUCAAAAUCUCCUGCUGUGUCAAGUUUCCACCCACCAUCUCUGGUCUCUGCCCUCUCUGCACUCGGUGAAAACCCAAACGCAGCCACACAAGCCCUAAAACAGCGACCUCUCCUCUCCCUUCUACCAUCCCCUCGCCUCAUCUUCCAUCUCCAGCACUUCCCCGCUUGCAGCGGCAGUCUCUCCUCGGAGGAAUGAGCCGUUUACAAGGACCUUCAUCCCUUAAGAGGAAACGGCCAGAAGUGAAUUCUCCAGCUCAAUCUCUUAAUGAACAUGAGCGUCUCCUCUAUGAUGUGAUCCGAAGCAAACAAGAUAUUGGAAUCUGGACUAGAGACAUGAAAAAAGAAGCCAAGCUUCCGGAUAAUGUGGUAAAUAAGUCUCUCAAGGCUCUGCAGGUAAAAAAAUUGAUAAAAGAAGUGGUGAACAUCCAAAACAAGGGGAGGAAACAUUUCAUGGCAACAGAGUUUGAACCGUCAAAGGAAAUCAGUGGAGGGGCAUGGUAUCUUGAAGGGAGCCUUGAUACAGAGUUUAUUGAGUCACUGAAGCAGUUAUGUAAACGCCAAAUAGAAAGGAGUGGGGUUGCCACUUUGGAGGCAGUUACAGACUCGAUCAAUAGUUAUCCAGCCUUCAAUGUUGACGUGACAAAACAGCAAAUUGAAGAAAUCCUGAGGACUUUGAUUUUGGACAAUGUAAUCAUGGAGGUGAAGAGUAAUGGAAUGGGUGAGUUUGCUUCAAUUCCUUUUGGAGAGGUUUGCUAUAAAUACGUUAGCAAGGGAGGCCUUGGAGGGGAGCCAAAGGCAGGGGCAUUAGCGUCCAUCCCGUGUGGAGUUUGUCCACGGAUAAGUCAGUGUACACCUGAUGGCAUUAUCUCUCCUAAGACUUGUGUCUACUACCAGAAGUGGUUGGAUUUUUAAUUUCCAAGUGUACUUAAAAGAUUUCUCUUCAUUUUACAUUAUAGAUGUCGAAAAUGAACCAUAUUACCAGUUAUAUAUAGCAUAGUUGCAUUUUUAUUAUU
Molecule: messenger RNA, 1348 nt
Organism: Populus euphratica (Euphrates poplar)
Lineage: Eukaryota; Viridiplantae; Streptophyta; Magnoliopsida; Malpighiales; Salicaceae
Product: DNA-directed RNA polymerase III subunit RPC6-like
Exons: 2
Coding region: 528-1247 (239 amino acids)
Biological process (GO): transcription by RNA polymerase III
Cellular component (GO): RNA polymerase III complex
Source: RefSeq, a predicted model, not a curated record